Molecule: messenger RNA, 2249 nt
Organism: Gavia stellata (red-throated loon)
Lineage: Eukaryota; Metazoa; Chordata; Aves; Gaviiformes; Gaviidae
Gene: FIGN
Product: fidgetin, microtubule severing factor
Exons: 1
Coding region: 9-2249 (746 amino acids)
Molecular function (GO): ATP binding; microtubule severing ATPase activity; ATP hydrolysis activity
Source: RefSeq, a predicted model, not a curated record
GCUUGAAGAUGCAGUGGACGCCAGAGCAUGCCCAGUGGCCAGAACAGCACUUUGAUAUCACUUCAACCACCCGGUCCCCUGCCCACAAGGUGGAAGCCUACCGGGGGCACCUGCAGCGCACCUACCAGUAUGCCUGGGCCAACGACGACAUCUCGGCUCUGACAGCCUCCAAUCUUCUGAAAAAGUAUGCAGAAAAAUACUCCGGUAUUUUGGAAGGCCCCGCCGAGCGGCCCAUUCUCAGCAAUUACUCUGAAGCGCCCUCGGGGCUGGUGAAUGGCCGGAAGAAUGAAAGCGAGCCCUGGCAGCCGUCGCUGAACUCGGAGAGUGUGUAUCCCAUGAACUGUGUCCCAGACGUUAUCACUGCCAGCAAACCUGGGGUAAGUGCAGCCCUCCCUCCCGCAGAUGUCUCAGCCAGCAUUGGGAGCUCUCCUGGGGUGGCCAGUAACCUGACUGAACCCAGUUACUCCAGCAGCACCUGCGGAAGUCACACCGUUCCCAGUCUUCAUUCAGGGCUCCCAUCUCAGGAAUACGCCGCAGGAUACAAUGGCUCGUACUUGCAUACCAGUUACAGCGGCCAGCCAGCACCUGCACUUCCAUCCCCUCAUCCAUCCCCCCUACAUAGCUCGGGACUUUUACAGCCCCCCCCACCACCGCCGCCACCAGCCCUUGUCCCCGGCUACAAUGGGACCUCUAACCUCUCCAGUUACAGCUACCCUUCUGCCAGUUAUCCUCCUCAAACUGCUGUUGGCCCCGGGUACAGCCCUGGGGGUGCCCCACCGCCCUCGGCGUACCUGCCUUCAGGAAUCCCUGCUCCGACCCCUCUGCCCCCAACCACCGUCCCCAGCUACUCCUACCAGGGCCACGGUCUGACGCCCAUCGCACCGUCUGCCCUGACAAACAGUUCAGCCAGCUCUCUCAAAAGGAAAGCUUUCUACAUGGCAGGGCAAGGAGAAAUAGACUCCAGUUAUGGAAAUUACAGCUAUGGCCAACAGAGAUCUACACAGAGUCCCAUGUAUCGAAUGCCCGACAACAGCAUUUCAAAUGCAAACAGGGGGAAUGGUUUUGACAGAAGUGCUGAAACAUCAUCCUUAGCAUUUAAGCCAACAAAGCAGCUAAUGUCCUCUGAACAGCAAAGGAAAUUCAGCAGCCAGUCCAGUAGGGCUCUAACACCCCCAUCCUAUAGUACUGCUAAAAACUCACUGGGUUCGAGAUCGAGUGACUCGUUUGGGAAGUAUACCUCCCCAGUAAUGAAUGAGCAUGGUGACGAGCACAGGCAGCUCCUCCCUCACCCAAUGCAAGGCCCGGGACUUCGUGCAGCUACCUCAUCCAACCACUCUGUGGACGAGCAACUGAAGAAUACUGACACACACCUCAUUGACCUUGUUACCAAUGAGAUUAUCAACCAAGGACCUCCCGUGGACUGGAGCGACAUUGCUGGCCUGGAUCUAGUAAAGGCCGUCAUUAAAGAGGAGGUUUUAUGGCCAGUAUUGAGGUCAGAUGCAUUCAAUGGACUGACUGCUCUACCUCGGAGCAUCCUUUUAUUUGGACCUCGGGGAACAGGCAAAACAUUAAUGGGCAGAUGUAUAGCCAGUCAGCUGGGGGCCACGUUUUUCAAAAUCACUGGCUCUGGCCUUGUCACAAAGUGGUUAGGGGAAGGAGAGAAAAUUGUCCAUGCCUCUUUCCUCGUGGCAAGGUGUCGCCAACCCUCGGUGAUUUUUGUUAGUGACAUUGAUAUGCUCCUUUCUUCUCAAGUGAGCGAAGAACACAGUCCAGUAAGUCGGAUGAGAACCGAGUUCCUUAUGCAGCUGGACACUGUACUGACUUCUGCUGAGGACCAAAUAGUAGUAAUUUGCGCCACGAGUAAACCGGAAGAAAUUGAUGAAUCUCUUCGAAGGUACUUCAUGAAACGACUUUUAAUCCCACUUCCUGACAGCACAGCGAGGCACCAGAUAAUAGUACAACUGCUCUCACAGCACAAUUACUGUCUCAAUGACAAGGAGGUUGCACUGCUUGUCCAGCGCACAGAAGGCUUUUCUGGACUAGAUGUGGCUCACUUGUGUCAGGAAGCCGUGGUGGGCCCACUCCACACCAUGCCAGCCACAGACCUUUCAGCCAUUAUGCCCAGCCAGUUGAGGCCAGUUACAUAUCAAGACUUUGAAAAUGCUUUCUGCAAGAUACAGCCUAGCAUAUCUCAAAAAGAGCUUGAUACAUAUGUUGAAUGGAACAAAAUGUUUGGUUGCAGUCAGUGA